Messenger RNA from Galdieria sulphuraria, 2822 nucleotides. Its product is annotated as alpha-galactosidase isoform 2. The coding region runs from base 13 to 2751 and encodes 912 amino acids. Gene Ontology annotation, molecular function: alpha-galactosidase activity. NCBI's taxonomy places the organism in Eukaryota, Rhodophyta, Bangiophyceae, Galdieriales, Galdieriaceae. Gene Ontology annotation, biological process: carbohydrate catabolic process. The transcript has 6 exons. The record is from RefSeq and is a predicted model, not a curated record.
UUCCUCUAGAAGAUGAUAGAGGAAGAUUUGUCGUAUCUUUCACUAUCCAAUGUUCCUGGUCCUUUUGAUCCCAGAGGCGUCAUCUCAGUGGCAACUAUGAUGGGCCUGAAUGAACUUGAAGACUUGGAAGACGAAAUGGACUUGAGAGAGAGGUGGAAAGUGUAUACAAAGGCAAAGGAUUCUGCUGAAGAUAAAGUGAAAUCGAGAAGACUAGAAAAUGCAAGCUGGAGAUUGUGGAGUAUGGAGCGUGUUCGUGGUGGAGAUCUGAACAAGGAUCUGAGUGAAGGUGUGAUGUUGAGAGCUCUAGGAGAGUCAGAAUCAAGAGAAGCAAGUUCUGUGGAUGUCAAUUCAAAAGUAAAUGACAACGGAAAUAAUUUGGAAAGUUUGAACCUUGAUAUGUCUCACGUACCUCGAGGAAAAGAAAGGCCUCCUUCUCCACUGUUGAUUCCUGGACAGAGAAUUGUUUCUAAGGAAACUAAAAAGACUGUUUCACCUAAAGGAUCACCCAAGAAACGUGGAAGUGCUGGCAAUUAUGAUAUCGUUCAUGUUGAUGAUCCUACAGAAGUAACUAAUUGGCAGAAACUAGAUCCUGAUGUAAUUGGAAAGAAUACUCAACUGUUGGAGUUUGCUGACCAAGGAACAGGUGACUAUCGCUCUCCUUCUUUCCAGGUUCGUUAUGAAGAUGGAAGUACGCUGAGUCCAGUUUAUUAUUUUCGUCAUCGCAUUCUGAAAGGGAAAAGUUCGAUGCCUGAAUUCUUUCCCAACAUUUAUUUGACCAACCUUUCGGAAGCGACUACUCUCGUUCUUGAAUUGCAUGACUUUGUUACAGGACUUGUCGUUGAACUUCAUUAUACAGUGAUGCACGAUUAUAAUGCAAUAUGUAGACACGUCGUAUUUAUCAAUAAUGGAGACUCUUCGGUUUCCUUACAACGAGUAAUGAGUAGUACUGUAGAUUUUGAUACAGAUGAGUAUUUCUUGACGCAGUUGAGUGGAAGUUGGGCUCGCGAACGCCAAGUAGUUCAGACGCGGUUGUUGGAUGGAAUUACUGCAUUUCAAAGGUUCGUUUAUGCCAUUUCUAUUCUUGUUAGAUAUGAAGUUGAUGAUUGUCAUAGUGGAAGAGGUGCUUCUUCACAUCAACAUAAUCCAUUUGCUAUCAUAUCUAGUGGAACACCUAAUGAAGAACAUGGAGCAGCCUUUGGUUUUUCGUUGCUAUAUUCAGGAAAUUUCCAGUUGGAGGCAGAAAUAAGCGAAACUGGAAGACUUCGCGUCAAUCUUGGAAUUAAUCCUCAAGGCUUUGCUUGGAACUUAGAACCUGGAGAAAGUUUCUGUUCUCCAGAGUGUGUUCUUGUGUUUAGUGAUGAAGGCAUUGGUGGCAUCUCGAGAGAGUUGCAUCGGCUAUUUUGUGAACAUUUGAUACCUCAACGCUGGAGAAAUUUUGUUCCUCCCGUGUUAAUCAAUACUUGGGAAGCUGUUUAUUUUAAUAUUAGUCAUGAAGUAGUUAUAGAAUUGGCGUCGAAAGCCAAAGAAUUGGGAAUUGAAUUGAUUGUUUUGGACGAUGGUUGGUUUGGUCAUCGAAAUGAUACAACAAGUUCGUUGGGAGAUUGGUAUCCCAAUCUUCAAAAGCUGCCUUAUGGUUUGGCAGGUCUUUCGAAAGAAAUCCAUUCCAUGGGUCUGCAGUUUGGUUUGUGGUUUGAGCCAGAAAUGGUUUCUCGUGACAGCGAAUUGUACAGUUUACAUCCUGAUUGGUGUCUUCACAUUCCAGCUAGAGGAAAAACUGUGGGAAGGAAUCAACUAGUGCUGGAUUUUUCUCGUUCAGUUGUCCGAGAUUAUAUAUUCAGUCAGUUAUCUAAUAUACUGAGUAGUUGUCCAAUUGAAUAUAUUAAGUGGGAUAUGAAUCGGCAUCUGACGGAAGUAUUUUCUCAGGAUUGGCCUGCAAGUAGGCAAGGAGAGAUUGCUCAUCGUUAUGUGUUGGGUGUUUAUGAGUUAUUGGGACGUAUUACAAAUGCCUUUCCUCAUAUAAUAUUUGAGACUUGUAGCGGUGGUGGAGGAAGAUUUGAUGCCGGAAUGUUAUAUUUCGCACCACAAAUAUGGGCCAGUGAUAAUACCGAUGCUGUUUCACGCAUUUAUAUUCAGUAUGGAACAACUCUUGCCUAUCCUAUUUGUUGUAUUGGGUCUCAUGUUUCCACAGUUCCUAACCAUCAAACUUUACGAUCAACCUCCAUGAAAACACGUUCACUAGUAGCCAUGUGUGGUACAUUUGGUUAUGAAUUGGACCCACGGCAGCUAUCAGAAGAUGAAAAGGGAGAAAUUGCGGCCUAUAUUCAGUUGUAUAAACGGCUUGCGCAUCUGAUUCGAAAAGGCAAUCUUUAUCGUUUAUGGAACCCUUUUUUGUCUUCCAGUGCGGCUUGGAUGUUUGUUAACAAUGAUGCCAGUCAGGCUCUUGUUUUUGCCUUUAAUAUUCGUAGAGAAGUUGGACGUCUAUUACCUCGUUUGCUGCUCCGUGGACUAUGCUAUGAAACUGUUUAUGAAGUAGAGGAACUUUGUCCCGGAAAGCUAGUACGGAAUAUUGAUACCGGUGCUAUAAUGUUGGAUCCUCGAGGAGUUUAUCAAUAUGGAGAAAAUAAGAAAUUACUACUAUCUGGAAGAACUUUAUGUUGCGCUGGUCUUCCAGUAAAAUUUUUAUUCGAUGCAGAUAGUGUUUUAUUUGAACUCAAGGCUGUGACCUCUGCUUUGUCUUUGUCAAGUUUCUGAGUAACGAAUGGCGAUCCCUUCUUUGGUAAGCCAUGAUAAAAUAGGUUCUGAAAGGUGUUGUGGUGAUGGAC